This is a messenger RNA of Anoplopoma fimbria (sablefish), 3601 nucleotides long. Its product is annotated as immunoglobulin superfamily member 3-like. The record is from RefSeq and is a predicted model, not a curated record. Lineage: Eukaryota; Metazoa; Chordata; Actinopteri; Perciformes; Anoplopomatidae.
GUGACUUCUGAGGCAGGUUCAGGAUGAAGUGUUCCCUGCAAACUUGUUUGAGGGCCAAUUUACUCUUUUGUCUGGGACUACUGCACUGCGGAGAAGCCAUAGUGCACACCGAAGUACAGGCUGGACCUCUGUAUCGCACGGUGGGCUCUCCGCUCUCCAUCUCCUGCAACGUGAGUGGUUUUGCCAGUGACAGCACUAAAAAAGACAUUGAAUUCUGUGUUAAGAAACCUGCAAAUCCAACCUUUAAGAUCAACAUCAUCAGCACAAAUGAUGAAGACUUUGCCUACGCCAUGUAUACACAACGUGUGAGGAGCAAAGAAAUCACUCUGACACAUGUGACUCCAAACUCAGUCUUGUUUGAGAUACAAAGCCUAAAGAAGGGUGAUGAAGGAGAAUAUGACUGCUCUGUAAUCAACAGAGAAACAUUUUAUGCUGGAACCUACAGCGCUACGACAACAGUGAAAGUGAUUGACAACUCCCUCAGUGUUUCUUCACCUGCCUCCACCUCACUGAGCUAUAAUGAGGGUGAUGCUCUCACUUUAACAUGCCAAGUCUCCAGCAACACCGUCCAGCACACCCAUCUGUCUCUUGCGUGGUAUCUCCAUAAAGACGCUGAGGACAACGCACGCCCCAUCAUGUCUCUGGAUAGAGAUUUCACACUUAGCCCAGGCCCGGGGUUUGAAGGGCGUCACCAAGCUGGACUGAUAAGGUUAGAUAAAAUAGGAGAGGCCACGUACAAGCUAAACAUGGCUCAGCUGGAGCUUUCAGACCGAGGCGGGAUCUACUGCCAGGCUCAGGAGUGGAUCCAGGAUCCUGACCGCUCUUGGUACACUAUCGCACAAAAGGAUGCAAAGGGAACUACCCUGAAUGUUAAAGCCAGAGAAGUGGUGCCAGACACGUCGUCUCUGGUGGUGAGAAUUUCGGCACAGUCGGCAACUCUGCAGGAGAGGCAGGAGCUGUCGCUGUCUUGCAACAUAGACUCGCAGAACCUGAAGGAAAGGUUCUUCUCUCUAGCCUGGUUCAGGGCAAAUGUUGAGUUGGUCCGCAUCGGCCCUACAGGCAUUCUGUCUGUGGGGCCCGAAUACAGUGGGCGAUCGGAAGAUGGAGAGCUCUGGGCAGCCCGGACUGGGGAUAGAGACUACCGUCUGAUAUUGCAGCCUGUCAGAACCGAGGACCAAGGAGAGUAUAUCUGUAGAGCAUGGCUUCAGGACAGAGGCCAGGACGGAGUCUUUACACAGCGAGCAGCCCAGGACUCCAGCUCCCAGCUGGUCAGCAUCUCAGCCACAGAAAGUGGGCUCUCGGUUGAAAUGAAUAACACUUCGGCUGUUAACGAAGGUGACCGGCUGGAGCUCACCUGUAAAGUGCAGGGGGUCACAGGUCAGCUCUCCGUCACCUGGCAACGCAAAUCAUCAUCAACAUCAGCAGCCACGUUCACCAGUGUCAUCAGUCUAAGUCAGGAGGGUGUUAUGGAGAAAGCGGGGGAGUUCAUAAGUCGCAAAGUAAAGGCAACGCGCCCUGCGACUGACACCUUCACUCUAGAGCUCGAUGAAGUCAAGCCUUCUGAUUCAGGUGUCUACCAGUGUGCUGUGUCUGAAUGGAAAACCAACAGCAAGACCAACAGCCAGUCACAGAGUGCCACUGUGACAGUGGCUGCUUCAGAUACGUUUGUGAAAGUCUCUCUGAUAAGUCGCAACAACAGAAUGACUGUAGGAGAAAGUGUGGAGUUGAUGUGCCGGGUCAAAGGGCCACGCGUACCGAUAACACUGACCUGGAGCCUGCAGCGUGAUGCCUCUACCCUGGAUAACAUUCUGACAUUGUACUCCAAUGGUGCCAUCAGCUGGUCUGGAGACCAGCAACGCUACCAGCUGAAAGUAGACAACAAACAGAAUGAAGUCGUUCACUAUCUGCUCAUCAAUGGUGCGAGUCAUCGGGAGGCAGGAAGCUACCAGUGUAGCGUGUCAGUCUUCCUGGAGAACGUACACAAGAAGCUGCCUCCAUCCAACCAGCUGGCUGUUUUGGUGCAGAACCCAGAGAGCAAGCUCGUACUGACCACCACCCCUGCCUUGACAAUAAAUGUCAACACUGACAUAGAAAUAAAAUGCUUGGUUAUCUCAGAACCCUCUGCGUCAUCUCGCUAUGCUGUCACCUGGCUGCUCCAGCAACAGGCAGAGAAUAAGACCAUUGUGAGCUCAGACCAGGACGCCCUAGUGACGUUCGGACCCCAGGUACAGCAGAGACACAGACAGCGAAUCAGCAUGAAGCGCAUUAAGGGCCCUAGCUUUGAGUUUAGUAUUCGGCAAGCUCUGAUCUCAGACAGUGGCUCAUACAUAUGCGAGGUGGUGGAGUGGCUACAAGAUCCUCAUGGUGACUGGUAUCAGCUCUCACCGGUGUCCAAAACUACACAGCUAACAGUCAUCGAACCUGCCAACGACCUUAGUUUAGACCAGAAUGAGCAUCCAUCACCAGCCAGAGAGGGAGACGAGGUGGAGCUAAAGUGUAACAUCCUGUCAGGUGCAUCCAGCCCUUCUUUAUUCUACAAAGUUGCUUGGCUCUAUACUGGACAUGAUUCUUCCAUCACAAAUGUCCUGGUGGAACUUGAUCACACGGGCCUGCUGAGUUACCCAGAGAACCAGGAGCUCAGAGACUUGCAGGGGCGGCUUCGUCUCUCCAGGCCGACCCAGAGCAGCUUCCCUCUGGCCAUUCAGAGGGCCCAUGAGGGUGAUAGUGGGACCUACCGGUGCGAGGUGGAGCAAUACCAGCUGAAUGAAGGUCGCUGGCAGCAAAAGGCCUCAGACAGCACAGGCCCCAUUACGCUGACUGUAGAUGUUACAGAAAAAAACCUGUCCGUUUUAAAGGAAGAAAAGACAUUGAACAUAAGCACAUUCAAGGACUUCUCUAUCCCCUGUCAUAUUACCAACCAAUCCAGCAGUGAAUCAGAGUUCCAGGUCACAUGGUUUUGGCAGAGAGAGAAAAAAACUGAACAACACCCCAUAUUCACAGCUUACCGCAACUCCACCCUACAUGACAGGUUUGGGAAGGUCGUUCAGCUAACAUUUGGUCACCCUUUGCCCAACCAAUUUAGCCUUACAGUGUUGCGGCCAAGUCCUGAAGAUAGUGGCCUGUAUUCCUGUGAGGUAGAAGAGUGGCUCCCGUCUCUUUCUCAUGGGUGGAGGACUGCAGUGGAAAACUCAGGAUAUGUGACUGUUUAUGUCUACGCAGAAGGAGGUGUAAAAGCCGUCUCAGAAUGCAAGUUGGAUAUCUGGAUGGGGAUUUUUGUAGCUAUCAGCAUCUGCUUGCUGUUGGUCAUAGUCCUACUGGUGCUGAAGAUAUGCAGGAGCAAAGCCUCAGGGAAAAAUAAGACGGGUCAAGAUCUGUGGGCAGCGGAGGUCCCACUGAAAACCAAACCCAGUGUUGAUGAUUGAACGUUAUAGACCAGAAGAGGAGAUGAGCGGAGAGGAGAGGGGAAAAUGACCUUCUAUUUUUUAUGUGCAAUUCAAUAUAUAUUUCAAAAAGUUGAACUGUACAUAUAUUUUUAUAUUUUCUUAUUAAAACAAUUCUCAUUUAAUUCUCAUUCAUUCUCAAUAAAUCUGUUGAUAAUAAA